Molecule: messenger RNA, 753 nt
Organism: Trichoplax adhaerens
Lineage: Eukaryota; Metazoa; Placozoa; Uniplacotomia; Trichoplacea; Trichoplacidae
Exons: 8
Coding region: 1-753 (250 amino acids)
Molecular function (GO): metal ion binding; protein binding
Source: RefSeq, a predicted model, not a curated record
AUGUCUGCAUAUACUGUGGCUAAAAAUUUACGAGAUUUAGCAAUACAACCGCAAAAUCGUGUUGCAAUUGUAAAGGAUCAGGGAUGCCUUCCAGGAUUGGUUUUAUUUCUAGAUAACGAUGAUCCUCGUGUAGUAGUAUUGGCGUUAGAGGCACUACGUUAUCUAUCACUAUGUCCAUCUAACCGUACUCCUAUGAGAAGUGAAAUUGGUAUGUUGGUUAGCUUGAAAGCUAUUAUGAAUAGCAAAGAUCAGAAAGCUUGCCAGCUUGCUAGCGAAAUUCAUACUACAUUAGUCCCAACCACUAGGAAUACUCGCAGUCGUAGGGCCGGUGCCACUUCUGGACAGUAUUUUCUAAGCAAUGCAAAUAAAAAUGCACGAACAAUAAUAUUGCAAAUUUCUGGCUUAACUGAUAGUGCUAGCAGAUUUAAAUGUGAACAGAGAUUGCUUGCUACUCCUGGAGUAGUAAGUUUUACUUUUGAUUUAGUCAAAAAACGCUGCAUCUUACGAGCUCGUCCAAACCUUAAAAUAGAGACAAUAUGCCAAGCUGUUGCUGAAACUAAGACCAUGACGGCGCAACAAAUUGUCAAAAAUGACAUGGGAGAAGAGAAUGCUAUGCCAGAUUAUUUACCAGAAGAUGAUGAUAGUACAACAAUACAAAAGGGAGCCGUCGCACGAAUUGAUGAUAACAACGGAAAUGGCAAUGGUUGGAUUAGUAGUGUUACUAGUUUUAUCAGUAAAUCGUUUUAUUGGUAA